Messenger RNA from Apis florea (little honeybee), 589 nucleotides. RefSeq names its product small integral membrane protein 8. Lineage: Eukaryota; Metazoa; Arthropoda; Insecta; Hymenoptera; Apidae. The record is from RefSeq and is a predicted model, not a curated record.
UUUUAAUUUUCGUACCAUAAUUAUCACAACCAAAUAAUUAUUAUCACGUGUAAAGGAUAUUAUAAUACUUAAUCUGCAUCUAUUUAUACAUUUUGUUUUGACAACAAAGAAGGUUAGAUAUUCACUUAUUUGUUUUUUAUUCAAUUAAAUAAAACAUUGUAAUAUUAAAUUAAACAAGAUUAACUAUAAAAGAUAUUUGUUUAAUUUUAUAAUGAAUAAGAAAAACGAGAAAAUAAUACCAGGCGAUGGUUUACGAUCUUUAAAGAGUACAAUGUUAUUUCGUGCAAUUAACUAUGAAUUAUAUGUUAAACCGAAUAAAAUAAUAAUGAUUUUUGGAACCAUUGCAAUAUUUGGUUGUAUAGGAUAUAUUGUUUACAUGCAACGUAAUUCUAAUAAUACAGAAUACUAUUCUGUAAUUAAUUCUAAUGGAACAAUUGAUUUUAAAAAGAAAACAUCAAAAUGGACAAUAUAGUUUACAUAUUUUUUUAUGUUCAUUCAUAUUUAUUACAUAAAAUAUAGAAUUAUUAUUUAUUAUAUUAGUUAAUUUAUUUGUUACAUUCUACUUUAUUGACAAUUACUAAUUUGUUUA